CGCCUCGGCAUCCAGCAUCGCUCCACCAUCAACCCAUUCGGGUUGUGCACGCGCACGCAGGGUCGCCACGGGGUGGUGGGAGGCGGGGGCGGAGCCAGUGGGCUGCUGCAGCUGUCCAUGAUUGUGUGGCUGGCAGAGAGGGUCCGGAUCCGUGCGCGAUGCAGCUAUAGUCCCGCACCACUGUUCACCACUUAGAACCUGCUGGGAUCGUUCGCGUUGCAGCGCAUCACAGCCGACUGAAAGCCUGUGGACGUGAGACAUCAUGGCUGAGCAGCAGAGACAGCGCUCUCUGUCCACCGCUGGGGAGUCUCUCUACCUAGUGCUGGGCGUUGAGAAGGUGGCAACACCCGAUGAUAUUAAGAAAUCUUACAGGAAACUGGCGUUGAAGUUCCACCCGGACAAGAACCCCGACAACCCCGAGGCGGCCGAUAAGUUCAAGGAGAUAAACAACGCUCAUGCCAUCCUGAAUGACCCCACGAAGCGGAAUAUUUAUGACAAAUAUGGUUCUCUGGGACUGUACGUGGCUGAGCAGUUUGGCGAGGAGAAUGUCAACACUUACUUUGUCCUUUCAAGCUGGUGGGCGAAGGCGCUGUUUGUAUUCUGCGGCCUGGCCACCGGCUGCUACUUCUGUUGCUGCCUAUGUUGCUGCUGUAACUGCUGCUGUGGCAAAUGUAAACCCCGGCCUCGGGAGGGCCACGAUCAGGACUUUUAUGUGUCCCCCGAGGACCUGGAGGCUCAGCUGCAAUCGGAUGAGAGAGUAGAGGCUGGGGGUGACCCUAUAAUGCUGCAACCAUCCGCAACAGAGACCACCCAGUUAACAUCGGAUGGGCACCACUCCUACCACACCGACACCGGCUUCAACUAACCCCCCGUUCCCGUCCAUCCCGGCCUGCGGUUCUGCCUGCUUCCCUGCUCCACCUCAGUGAGAUGAAAGAAAGGGGAAAUCCACUUCAGAAAGAGAGCCAUGCGGCGGAGAGGGACUAGUAAGCAUGGUCUAUGAAAGGAACUAAUGAAGUCCCAUCCCUUAUUCCCCUCCCUGAUUGGUUCACAACUUAUUCCCCCCGCCCACAGUACGAGAAGAUAAGAGAAACAACUUAAGUUUCCGUUUAAUUUCUUCUUCUUUUUGUAUUUCUUGGCCUUUAACCGCACAGGUCACCUAUCCCCCCCCCGUUCCCUCUCCCACACUUUGCAUCAUGGUGUAGCAUGCACUGUUUAUGAAACCGGUUCUCCACAUUUUUCACAUGUUUUGCGACGUUUUUACUUUGCGAGACUCACAAUGUAGGUGCAAUAUGUUCAUGUUCUCACAGUUCACACGGCGGAGAAGUAGGAGGUGGAGGACAGGUACAGUUUAGGAGAUAUAGUAGAUAUAUAUAGGUGAGAGGAGCCAUGGCUCAGGGAGGUGAGAUGCAUUUGUUUUGCUGAGGGGAUCAGUGUCAUCAUUAAACCUUCAAGAACAGAGUUGUCAUGUAUUCGUGCAAUUUCCAUUUCUGAUUCAUAGUUAAUACCGUUUGAGUUAAAAAUGCCACCUGCCCCUGUCAGACCUACAGCACGUCUUUGGCGCUGUGUUUUUUUUUUUUUUUUGCAGUGUGCUCCCCUGCGAGUACAUGAAUCACAAGGUUGUUGAGGCACAGAGCUUUAUUUUUUCUUUCUUUUCUUUCAUAAAAGCCUGAUGACGUAAUAUUUUCUCCACUAGUUAUUAAUUGGUUUUGACUUUCUAUUCCUUUGCCUCAGCUUUAUUUCAGCUUGUCUUUGCAGGAUGGAGACUACCUUCCUGUUAUCUGCAGCACUGAAGAGGUCCUCAUGACUGAUUUCUGUUUUUUUAAGAUACAUUUUUUUAUGUCUGGUCAUAAUUUCUCGCAUUAUACAUCUGCUUAUGGCAGGUUUCAGCCCAGGUGGAUUAGUGUCACAUUUUUAUGUUGACUGUUUUCAGCCAAUCCUAACAAGAGUUUUUGUUUCAUUUUUUGUCGCUUUUUCGUCAAGUCAUCAGAUACAUCUCAUAGAUCAAAUCGGAUAAUUAAUAUUUAAGUGAUGUAGUUUUUCAUCGGUGGAGGAAAUGUUCUUUUUUUUAUCAUUGGUUGGUAAAGCAUCUACGUUAUUGUAAUAAUACUAUAACUUGCUGCUCUUUUUCUUUUUUGUUAGCCAAUGGCAAACGUCAUUCGUAACAGACAUCACACCUAAUCAAGACUGAAAUAUAUUUAUUUCAUCGAAUUAUUGCAGGUUUUUUUUGUUUACUUAUUGAUCUCUCGGUAUAUGAAGCUCCAGGCAAUCCAAGCGGUUGUGACGAGAGCUGUUAAUAGGAGAAGUAGCGGAUCUUUGUCAACGGCUGCCGGGGUUCGGAGAAUGACACGUUUUUAUCUCUGAGCUGUCUUUAAAUAUGUUAAGUAGUUAAUGUGGUGUGGAAAAAAACCAAACCUGUCACACUCUUCAUAGUUGGGCCGACUACAGAACAUUGGGGAUCUUUUAGGUAGUGAAGAGUAUGACUUUCAUCAUGUUUUUAGUCCUUGUGUUCUCAGGACAUUUUGUCCGAUGCUGUGAUCGUUUCUCAUUGUCGACCUUUUUGAAUCCGUGUAGAGUGAGAAGCUUGUCGGGCGUAUCCUCCGGGAGCUCAGUGCUACAGGCAGCUCCACGUAAAACGACUCUAGAUUUUUCAUACUACUGAAUUUGCAUAUAUUAGUGCCACACAUUUACAAAUGUCAUACAUACAUUGUCUUGAACCUCCUUGCCACUUUGUCCUUUUCAUAAAAGCUAAUAACGUGUUUCAAUGGUUUACAAUUGGUGAGCUCCUGUUGCCCACCCUCUGCUAUUAACGGUAUGGAUGUUGACCUCUGUGGCCCUUGUACGAUGUUUCCCGUAACCGUUGAUGAAACAUAGAUGUUCCUGUCAUGGCUUUUUAAUCAAGAUACUGAAAAACGCUACUGUUACUGUUCUAAGUUGAAUGCACUGUGUGUUUUAAAAAAGAAAAUACUAGAAUUGAUCAAUGAUCAGGAAACGCCUCCACAAAAAAGACAACAUAGUAUAUAGUGUAACUAUAGUGAAAUGGUUAUAUGAUGCAUUUUUGGAAUUUUAUUUAUUUCAUACUUGAUGAUGGCUAUUAUUUUAACUGGUAUGGUGUUGUAAUGUAACCAUUAAAUUUAGCAAGGAAUGGUUUAAUGGUUUAAUGGUUAAGGUCGCUUGUACAUACACUUGGCCCAUAUAAAGUAUAAACCUUAACGUUUAUGUUGUAGCAUGGUAAUUGUGUGUCUGGAAGAAAACAAGUGGAUCAUUGAUCUGAGUUGCUGUUGUUGAAUAAAUGUUGCUGAACAUUU
This is a messenger RNA of Etheostoma cragini (Arkansas darter), 3305 nucleotides long. Its product is annotated as dnaJ homolog subfamily C member 5-like. Gene Ontology annotation, cellular component: intracellular membrane-bounded organelle; presynapse; membrane. The transcript is spliced from 5 exons. The coding region runs from base 263 to 865 and encodes 200 amino acids. Lineage: Eukaryota; Metazoa; Chordata; Actinopteri; Perciformes; Percidae. Gene Ontology annotation, biological process: regulation of synaptic vesicle cycle. The record is from RefSeq and is a predicted model, not a curated record.